Molecule: messenger RNA, 1221 nt
Organism: Alternaria incomplexa
Lineage: Eukaryota; Fungi; Ascomycota; Dothideomycetes; Pleosporales; Pleosporaceae
Exons: 3
Coding region: 1-1221 (406 amino acids)
Molecular function (GO): zinc ion binding; 5-methyltetrahydropteroyltriglutamate-homocysteine S-methyltransferase activity
Source: RefSeq, a predicted model, not a curated record
AUGUCGUCACUCAAGAGAAGCCCUCCAUUCCGCGCCGAGCACGUUGGCUCAUUGCUCCGCCCCCAGGAGCUUGUGCAGAAGCGCUACGAUGUUGCCUCUGGUAAAUCGAAGCCAGAGGAGCUCGUUCCUUUGGAAGACAAGUCUGUCGCAGAGGUCGUCAAGUUCCAGCAGGACUGCGGACUGAAGGUUGUGUCGAGCGGAGAGUACACUAGGCACAUGUUCUGGGGCACCUUUUUCGAAACACUUCAUGGCAUGAAGGAACUCCAGCUUGGCGUUUUGAAGGGCUACAACAAGGACAUGUUCCGCGCCUAUGCACCGGACGUCAAGUCUUUCAUGGAAGCGAAGGAGGUGCCUAACCAUGUCACCGUCUGUGUCGACAAGAUCAAACACCCUGGCACUUCAAGCAACCAGCGUGAAGUGGACCUGAUGAAGAGCCUUUUACCCGAGAGCGAGUGGAAGAACAUCAAAAUCACACUGAUCUCGCCAUCCUGGUACCACUUCCGUUACAUGAGCGGGAGAGCGUACCCCAAGGAGGUCUAUGCGAACGACGAGGAGUACUUCGAGGACGUCGCAAAGGCAUACCAGGAGGAGCUUAAGAUCCUCCACGCACAGGGUAUCAGGAACAUCCAGAUCGAUGAUCCCAACCUGGCCUACUUCUGCUCGGAAGACAUGCUUGCAGGCUGGAAGGCUGACACAACUAACGAGAAGACUGCUGACCAGAUGUUUGAUGCCUAUGUCAAGUUUUAUAACAAGUGUUUCGAACGCCCUGCGGACAUGCAUCUCGGCAUCCACCUGUGCCGCGGUAACUACGUAGGCAGCAGACAUUUCUCUGAAGGCGCAUACGACAACAUCGCAAAGAAGAUGUUCCAGGACUUGAACGUCGACACAUACUAUUUGGAAUACGACACACCACGUGCCGGAGGAUUCGAGCCGCUAGCGCAUCUUCCCAAGCACAAGAACGUCGUGCUUGGUGUAAUCACAUCGAAAUUCCCCAAGCUCGAGGACAAGGACGAGAUGAUCGCCAGGGUGAACCAGGCCGCUGAUUGGAUUGCAAAGGGCACCGGCCAAUCGCGCGAGGACGCCAUUCAGCAGUGCUGCGUCAGCCCACAAUGCGGUUUCGCAUCACACGCGGAAGGCAAUUCGCUCGGUUACGAAGACAUGAGGAAGAAGCUGCAACUCGUCAGGAGCAUUGCCGAUGCCGUGUGGCCGGGCCAACCAUAG